Sturnus vulgaris (Common starling) is the source of this 1978-nucleotide messenger RNA. The record is from RefSeq and is a predicted model, not a curated record. NCBI's taxonomy places the organism in Eukaryota, Metazoa, Chordata, Aves, Passeriformes, Sturnidae.
GCAGAAGGGCUUGGCGGCUCCUCCGGGUCUAAAGGAAGCUCUGAGCGGGGUUCACUCAGCCCUCGGCAGGCUCCCCACAUCCCGAUGGAGGCUGUUCAUGCCCAGGCGGCCAGACCGUCCUUACGGCUGUGGAGUGUGGCGAAAAAUCGAGGAAAAGAUGAAACAUUCACCUGCCCCACCGCCAGAGGUCUGUGCCCCCGGGGAGCAUCGCCAGGCGUCUCCUGGGAACCCUGGAGGUGGCUGCCCACCCUCCCCUUCCAAAUACAACCUUGCUUGGGGCUUCCCGGUCUCGGGCUGGGAAAGAUGAUGUGUCUGAAGCCAUAAAUCCUCCCCGGGUCAUGAGUAAUGUACCUUACGUGCUGCUUGACUAAUCUGGCUGCAAAACAUCAACAAACCCCCAAGAUGGUGCGGGCAGGAAGCUUUGCAACGCCUUUUGUAAAAAGGAUGAUCACAACAAAGAGAAUCUCUUCAACAGCAUAAACUAUGAUGUUGCUGCCAAGAAGAGAAAAAAAGAUCUGCUAAAUAACAAAGCCAAGACUCAAUAUUUCCACCAGGAGAAGUGGAUCUAUGUUCACAAGGGAAGCACAAAAGAGCGCCAUGGUUACUGCACCUUGGGAGAAGCCUUCAACCGACUUGACUUCUCCAGUGCUAUCCUGGAUUCCAGGCGAUUCAACUACGUUGUGAGGCUGUUGGAGCUGAUAGCAAAGUCUCAGCUGACGUCACUGAGUGGCAUUGCCCAGAAAAACUACAUGAACAUUUUGGAAAAAGUGGUUCAGAAAGUCCUUGAAGAUCAGCAGAACAUCAGGCUAAUACGGGAAUUGCUGCAGACCCUCUACACAUCCCUCUGCACGUUAGUUCAACGGGUCGGCAAGUCUGUCCUGGUUGGAAACAUCAACAUGUGGGUGCACAGGAUGGAGAGUAUUCUCCACUGGCAGCAACAACUGAACAACAUUCAGAUCACCAGGCCUGCCUUUAAAGGAACCACUUUCACCGACCUGCCCUUGUGUUUACAACUGAACAUCAUGCAGCGACUGAGCGAUGGGAGGGACCUGGUUAGCCUGGGUCAGGUGGCUCCUGACCUCCAAGUGCUCAGUGAAGACCGGCUGCUGUGGAAGAAACUGUGCCAGUACCACUUCACAGACAGACAGAUUCGCAAACGACUGAUCUUAUCUGAUAAAGGACAACUGGAUUGGAAAAAGAUGUACUUCAAGCUCAUAAGGUGUUACCCACGGAAGGAGCAGUAUGGUGAUACACUGCAACUGUGCAGGCACUGCCACAUCCUUUCCUGGAAGGGUACUGAUCACCCCUGCACAGCCAACAACCCAGAGACUUGCUCCACCUCUCUUUCACCGCAAGAGUUUAUCAACUUGUUCAGGUUCUGAACUUGGGUCAGUGCAGCUUAUGCAAUUCCUACAGGACACUUCGUCACAGAGCUUGGACAGUCUAUUUGUAAAUAGUGUAAAUAUUAAUGUUUGUUUGAAGCUCCUGAGUCAAGGAACAAGAGGAUCUCAGAUGAAAGGUGAAGUUGCUCACUGACAUGCAGCACUUAAGGAAUACAGACUUCCAUAGGACUGGUGUAUAAAUACAGCAUGUUGUACAGAGUCCCUUUUUUAUCAUCAGAGUACAAGAUACAGGGCAAAAAAAACCCCUUUAUUUUUUGGUUUUAGAAGUUAAAAAUGAAUUUGCCCCGCAUCCGUUUGAGAACUCUUUUGAUUUGUUUCUAAUAGAGAGAAAGCAAUAUGAGGCUAGGACUGUUGAACUGUUCCUCCAUCUGGUUUUAUUUAGCAUACAUAUUUAUAAGUAUGACAUUUUAGAAAUAUUUAUGAAAAAUACCCCUGUGACAAGUUUAAUAAUACUUUUGUGCUUUUAAAAGGACACAUUCUGAAAUACUUAGGAUAGAACUCUAGCCUGCUUGCGAGACAGAAUCGCAACAUACCACUUUCUACCUCUAAUAGAUUGAGUACCUUUCAAACAAAAA